AUGUAUGGGGCUCGGACGCCUGGGUCCCUCCUCGGUCAAAUCUAUGGGGCCCGGACGCCUGGGUCCCUCCUCAGUGCAAUCUAUGGGGCCCGGACGCCUGGGUCCCUCCUCAGUGCAGUCUAUGGGGCCCGGACGCCUGGGUCCCUCCUCGGUGAAAUCUACGGGGCCCGGACGCCUGGGUCCCUCCUCGGUCAAAUCUAUGGGGCCCGGACGCCUGGGUCCCUCGUCAGUGCAAUCUGUGGGGCCCGGACGCCUGGGUUCCACCUCAGUCAAAUCUAUGGGGCCCGGACGCCUGGGUCCCUCCUCGGUCAAAUCUAUGGGGCCCGGACGCCUGGGUCCCUCCUCUGUCAAAUCUAUGGGUCCCGGACACCUGGUGCCCCGAACUACCGGAAAGGCUUCGACAAAUGGUUUCUGCAGCCCCUGAACUGUUGGCAGCCAGCGGAUCUUUCACCCGUUUCUCUUGCAGGACAUGUUCCCUGUGGCCUCAUCUGCCACCCCGACAGGGAGCACAUCCUGUACCCCCUGGGCUGUACGGUGCUGAUUCAGCACCUGGACACUAAGAAACAGAGUUUCUUGCAUGGCCACGCCGAUAACGUGUCCUGCGUUGUCGUGUCCAGGGAUGGGAUGUACGUCGCUUCAGGACAAGUCACCUGCAUUGGAUUCAAGGCAGACGUCAUCCUCUGGGAUUUCCCAAAGCAGGAGUUACUUGCUCGGCUCUCGCUGCACGAGGGCAAAGUCGAGGGACUCUCGUUCUCGCCCAGAGGCAUUUAUCUUGUGUCCCUGGGAGGCCAGGACGACGGCAGGGUGAUGGUGUGGGACGUCAGUAAGAGAGAGGCUGUGUGCGGGAGCCCGGCCUCGCCGCGCAGCGCCGGCAAUGCCAACGUCGUCAUGUGCUCCAGCUGCAGGGACGAGAUGUUUGUCACUGCUGGAAAGUAA
Molecule: messenger RNA, 936 nt
Organism: Columba livia (rock pigeon)
Lineage: Eukaryota; Metazoa; Chordata; Aves; Columbiformes; Columbidae
Product: cilia- and flagella-associated protein 52-like
Exons: 5
Coding region: 1-936 (311 amino acids)
Molecular function (GO): protein binding
Source: RefSeq, a predicted model, not a curated record